Molecule: messenger RNA, 1596 nt
Organism: Microthlaspi erraticum
Lineage: Eukaryota; Viridiplantae; Streptophyta; Magnoliopsida; Brassicales; Brassicaceae
Source: the annotation of a GenBank genome assembly
AUGGCAAUCACCGGUGACGAGCUCGGAAUUACUCUUUCUCCGGGAAAGCCAGCCGUCAAACUCUCCUCCGGAGGAUGGAAAUCGGCAAGGCUCAUCAUCUUUGUAGUAAUGGCGGAGCAUUUCGCAUAUUACGGGAUAUCGUCGAACCUCAUAACGUACCUGACGGGACCAUUGGGACAGUCAACGGCUGAAGCUGCGGCAAAUAUCAACGCAUGGAAAGGAACGAUGUCGUUUCUGCCGGUUCUCUGGGGAUUAUUGGCUGACUCGUUUCUUGGCCGUUUCCGUACCAUCCUAAUCGCAUCUGCUCUGUAUAUCUUGGGACUUGGGUUGCUGUCGUUUUCAGCAAUGAUUCCUUUUCGCUCCAAAGAUGAGAAUCAACUCCAAGUAACACUCUUCUUCUGCGCUCUGUAUCUAAUAGCACUAGGACAUGACGGUUACAAACCUUGUAUUAAGGUAUUUGGAGCUGACCAGUUCGAUGGAAAUGAUCUAACAGAGGCAACAGACAAGAGUUCUUACUUUAACUGGUUGUCUUUUGGAAGCUGUGCUAGCAUAUUGACAACUUUUGUGGUCUCUAACCACAUCCAAGAAAAUCUAAGUUGGUCCUUAGGGUUUGGUGUUCCAAGUGGUUUCAUGCUACUUUCUCUGUUUCUCUUCCUCCUUGGAAUUAAGAGCUAUCGUUUUAGCAAUGCAAGAGUAGGAAGUAAAAACCCUUUCGCCAGAAUCGGUCGUGUUUUCGUGGAGGCCGUGAAGAACAGAAGAAAACCCUAUUUAGAUGAAUAUAACCCUAACGAAACCCUCCUUCUUCUGCCUCACCAAGAUUCGAAGCAAUUUAGAUUUCUUGACAGAGCAGCCAUUUCGUGUGAUUUGGUUGAAAUUGAAGAAGCAAAAGCAGUUCUUCGACUUGUUCCCAUAUGGAUGACUUCCUUAGUCUACGCCAUUGUAUCUGCACAAUCCAAUACUUUUUUCACAAAGCAAGGAGCCAAAAUGGAGAGGUCAAUCUCACCAGGAGUCUUAGUCCCUUCAGCGACACUCCAAGGCUUCGAACCCCUAACAAUGUUCGUUUUCAUCCCAAUCUACGACCGACUACUCAUCCCAAUCACAAGAUCCUUCACUCAAAACCCAUUAGGAAUCACAGUGCUUCAAAGGAUUGGCACAGGGUUUUUCCUCUACAUUCUGGCUAUGGUAGUAGCUGCCUUGGUCGAGACGGAAAGGCUCCAGACCGCUCGGGAUGACACAAUACUGAUGAGCGUGUGGUGGUUGGUUCCGCAGUACGUUAUCUAUGGAGUCGCGGACGUGUUCAUAAUGGUGGGUUUGCAAGUGUUCUUCUACGACCAAGUUCCUAGUGAGCUUAGGACCAUUGGUAUGGCUCUGAACCUAAGCAUAUAUGGGGUUGGAAACUUCUUAAGCAGCUUCACGAUAUCAGUCAUUGAUAGAGUCACAAGCCAGUAUGGUCAAACGAGCUGGUUUGAUAAUGACUUGAACAAGGCUCAUCUAGAUUACUUCUAUUGGCUUCUGGCUUGUCUCAGCACCAUUAGUUUUGGCUUGUACUUGUGGUUCGCCAAAUCGUAUGUCUACUAUAGACCAACCACUUUUUAA